Molecule: messenger RNA, 3688 nt
Organism: Caretta caretta (loggerhead turtle)
Lineage: Eukaryota; Metazoa; Chordata; Testudines; Cheloniidae
Gene: LRRC75A
Product: leucine rich repeat containing 75A
Source: RefSeq, a predicted model, not a curated record
UGCUGCCGCCGCUAGAGCGGACGCCCGGCGGCUCCGGCCCGGCCGAGAUGGGGAGCGGCGCCCCGCAGCCCGGGAGCCGGGACUGAGCCAGCCCCGGGGCAGUGCGGGGGGCCUGGCAGGAUGGGCGGGGGCUGACGGCUCUCAGCCGCACCACCCCGCGGCCCGGAGCCGGGCGGCGUGUCCGCGGCGUCUCCCCCCGGUCCCGGAGAAGCGGCGUUCGCGGCUCGGCUCAUGCCCGUGGGGCUGCGGGCUGUGCCCAGCUCUCCGUGGGGGAGAGCCCCCCGCUUGUGAGCGAGGCGUGGGGGAGAAGCCGCCGAGUAUUGCCAUGAGCCCUGGGGCCAGCCCCCUGCCCCUGGCCACUGGGGUGCUCUGGGGCCGUUGGUAAGAAGCUCCCUGGAUUUUGUUUCCAAUCGUGUGGGGUUUUUGUUUUGUUUUGUUUUUUUUUCCCUGCUGGCAGCAAUGAGGGACGAUGCCGGUUGUAUUUCUGUCUGGUGAACGAAGCCCUCCAGCUCUGCGUCCCUGCGGGGGCGACCCUCAGAGUGCUGGGGGUCUGCACUUCCACUGAGGCGGGCACAGAGCGGGCACCCUGCCUUGGAGCUGCUGAGAUCUGCUGCCCAGCUGCCUCGCUUCCCACCAGGGGCUACCGAGACCAAAUGCUUUUGCAUGAAGCCCAGGGGAGGCGUUUCAGGUGAGGCUCCUGGUGGCUUGGCUAUACCAUGGGCACCAAGCAGACCAAAGGAUGCCAGCCUCCCGGUGCAGGGGAGAGCCCCCAGUCACACAAUCCAGGCUCCCGCAAGAAGAUGCCAGCUAGGGACCGGGGAGACUUCCUAGCUUCCUUCAUGGUGAAGUCCAGUGAUAAGUUUGGGAAGAGUGGUGGGAACUUGCCCCCUUAUCACCGGCGGAUCAGUAUGAUCCAGGACAUGCUGCUGCUAGUGAAGCAAGGGAAACAGGAGGAGGCGACUGAACUGCUGAAACACCUGCGACAGGACUUAGGAAUGGAAUCGACCUCCCUGGAUGAUGUCCUGUAUAGAUAUGCCAGCUUCCGAAACCUGGUGGAUCCAAUCACCCAUGACUUGAUCAUCAGUCUCGCUAGAUACAUCCAUUGCCCCAAACCGGAAGGAGACUCGUUUGGAGCCAUGGAGAAGGUCUGCAGGCAGCUGACCUACCACCUCAGCCCUCACUCGCAGUGGAGACGCCAAGGGAUCAUGAAGAGGAAGUCUCAGUCCUGCGUUACACUGUUCAGCUGGGUAUCCACAACAACCCCCGAGUCGCUGUUUCCCAGGACAGAGUCCCCAGUUCUCUUGAAAGCUAUCCUGGUGGGGACGCCUCAGAACAACACAGUGGAUCUCUCUGGCAUCCCUCUGACACUGAAGGACUUGGACCGCAUCAUCUCAUACCUCCAGCACAGCUCAGAGCACAUCGACAAUGUGGAGCUGUGCUUUACGGAGCUGACCGACGAGAUGUUCCUUCAACUUCUGCCCAUCCUCAGUGCCCUGCCUCACCUCACCACUCUCUCCCUGAACGGCAACAGACUCACCAAAGCAAUCCUUCGGGACCUGACAGAAACGCUGAAGGACCCCAAGAAGUUCUCCAGCGUGACGUGGAUUGAUCUGGGCAACAACGUGGAUAUCUUUUCUUUGCCGCAGCCCUUUUUGGUCAGCCUCAAGAAACGAUGUCCCAAGCAAGGCAACUUGCCAACCAUUCUGGAGUUCGGGGAGGGCCAGAUGAGUGACUUGGAAAGCCAAGAGGACCUGUGCUCAGCUGACGAAGAUAGAAACCAACCUGACAAGAUCAACAAUGCAGAUACCAGACGGCUGCUGACAGAGAGAACAAUUGAGGUUGGGACGCUGACAAAUAAAUGUGACUCUGAGCAGGAAGCUGCUUGUGAGACAGCUCAGACAUGAUGUUCAGCCAUGUGUCACUUGGCUGGGUACUUUGAAAAGAGACACUUUAAAACGGAUACCUCACCUAUGAAGGUUCUUAUUAAGUGUUGAUUUACAUGUUCAGAUGUCUAUACAAUCAAUGCUUUGAGACUUUAGACUGUUGCCCCAUCAGUGUCCUCUCAUCGUAUGAAUGUCAACCCAUUUUGUGUCAUAGAGAACAUAAAAAUGUGAUCAAGCUGUAUACUUAUAUUUUAUAAAGCUGGCCAGGUACUUUUAAACCUUAGCAAUGAGCUGUGCUUUUUAUCUCUCUCUUUAAAAAAAAAAUCUAUAGCACCAAGGUAUCGUAAUGCCAGUUCCCUUAAAUAGCACAAAAGGAGAAGAAAGCAGCAAACAGAAUUUGCCAGAGAGGUCUCUGUUUUGAGAUGAGAUUGUUCUUACUGAAUCUAGCAAAAUCUUAGUUUUAAAGUUCUCUCUCUUGUAAACAAUGGAUAAAUGGCUGCCUUCCUAAGGAGGACUCUUGCGGAGACCAAAUUAAACCUAUCCCCACUCUGAACCGCACUGAAGAGUAGCAUACUUGGUCAAUGACAAAACAACCAGGGGAUAUUUCUUUGCACCAGCCAGUAAGGAUGAAAUUCACCUCCUGUGCAGAGGGGUCAGCACAAGGAGAAUGUGCCCCGUAAGACCUGUUUUAAUUGGAGUAUAGUUGUUGGCUGGGCAUAUGUACAGGGGUGAAUUUCCACUGCAGAUACUUGCUCCUUACCACCACCAUUUGGAAUCUAGAAAGGCUGUCUCAGUCUCUGGCCUUACAGGAGUUGGAUCAGCAAGACGUCCAGUACUGAGAGCACAUUUGGUCUUAGAGUUUGGCUACCACUCCCACUACUGUAAAUAACUCCUUUGCUUUCAGUGAAAUUACUUGGCCUUUACACCACUGUAACUGAGAGCAGAAUUUGGGACCAUCUGCAAAGUUUGAAUUCAGGGGUUUGGUUCAGGCCCAUCUCUAGUACAUGUAAAGGGACAGAGCUGUUCCUAACAAAUAUUUAUUACAAUAUGGAACGUUUAUAGAAGAAAAAUGAACAAAAAGUUUUCCUUUGGAAAUUUUUUAAUACACUGCCAUUCCAGGGUGGGCAGGCACAAGCCAACUGAAGAUACGUCAGGCCUGUACCAAUCUUUCAGGUUAUUUGACUGUCCCUACUCCCCCCGACCAGAAGUGCUUUGUUUCUAACAUUUUUAGAAGAGAAACAGUUUUGAAUUUCCAAUAGCAAAUGGAGAUGGGACUUGCACUGCUGGCUUUGAAUCUGGAUCCUGUCUUCCCCAAAGUUCACAGGUGUUUGGAGCUGGAAUUUGCAGUGAGACCCAUCUUUCUAGAGCAUUUUAGUAGACUUAUAAGGACCAAACCUGAUUUCCUGGCAUGAAAUGUAGCCAUUUGGCUUUCUGUUUGUAUCCUGUUAUUUGAAUAGCUAUAGAGCAUCAUCUCCUUGGCUCAAGCAUGAGUGACAACUCUUUUGGCUUUAUCUACAAGUACAAAUGCAUUCAGAGAGUUUUCAAUCUUCCCUUUGGCACUAGCCCCAUAACAUUGCUACACUAUAAGUCUGCUUCCCCUCCACAUGCAAGAAAAUAUCUUAUAAGAGAUUCUGCUACUCAUUUAAAUACAGCUGGCAAAAUUCAUUAUGAUUUGCAUGUAUCUAACAUUUUUCUAACAGCUCAUUCUUUUCACCAGGCAUAAAAACCUUGCAGUGAAUAAACUUUUUCUGUUUGCAGUAAAGGAGCUAUCCAUAAUCAAAAUAAAUGACAGUGUUUAAUAGAGA